UCGUGGAUUUCCAUUCUUAGGGAGGGGACUACUUUUUUAACGACUGGCAAGUCUGUUAUGGUGCCAUAACCACUUUGGUGUCAGCGGUGGUGAAAGUUAAACAGACAACAUCAGUUCGGAUGCACUAGGACAAGAAUACUCAUAAAUACAAUCGUUCCGUGGAUCAAAGAUACAUCUGAAGAUUGUUUGCGCAAUACACUGUAAUUCCUUAAAUUCUUAACUCAAUCUUUCAAUGGACUAGUGUUCCUACAGAUGAGGAACUAUAUAACUGGAUUAUUUCACACAUAAUCUAUACAUAACUCUGGAUUAUUUCAAACAUAUGAAUACGGAUAUUGUUUUAUAAACUUAAUUUGUAUAAUCAAUUAAUUAUCGCUAGUGAUUAUUUUAAAAUAUUUAAUUACGAAACUAUUUAAAAUCAAUCAAUGCAAAUUAAAAAGGAACAACAAUAGCAGCAGCGACAAACAAACCUGGAAUUUCAAGUCCACAAAACUAACAUUUAAACCUGCGAGGGAUGAACUCGAGUGCAAUAGGAAGAAGACAGAAAUCUAUAAUUGUAACCUAAUUGUCUUCAAACCAAUCAAACGGGCCCCCUGCAACGCUCCAUCAAGUUACCAUCAUGUCAUCCACGGCUAUUCCCAGUUUGCCCCACAACGGCAGCAUGGACCACUACGACGCGUUCCGCUACGAGUACGGAUACGACUACAACUACGACGACUCUGUGAACAGCCUGCCCCUGGACGAGGUGAUCCCCGCCGGCCUCGCCUACUCGCUCAUCCUGCUGCUGGGACUCGUCGGCAACAGCCUCGUCAUCUUCUCCAUCGGCUACUACGGCCGCAUGAGGAACGUCACCAACGUCUUCCUCAUGAGUCUGGCGUCGGCGGAUCUCUUACUCAUACUCAUUUGCGUUCCUAUCAAGUUUGCUGCAUUUUUCUCCUUCACUUGGACUUUUGGCGCAUUCCUGUGUAAAGCCGUCCACUAUAUGCAAAACGUCUCCAUGAUUUGUUCUGUGUGGACUCUCACGGUGAUAAGUAUUGAAAGGUUCGUUGCUAUACGAUACCCACUGAAGGCGAAGUCACUAUGCACGAUGCGACACGCCCAGAUCGUGGUGGUUUGCGUGUGGCUGCAGGCAUUCAUAAUGGCCUUACCGAUUAUCUUUGGCAGGAACCACAAGCAGGUUGGCGUCGUCCGCGUGGCCUACUGGUGCCAGAAGGAGUGGUCGCGACAAAUGUACUCCAUCUUGUACGAGAUGUACAUGCUCAUCGUGAUGCUUGUCAUCCCGGGAGCCUUGAUGCUGACCACCUACAUCUUCAUCUCUCUGGAAGUCUGGAGGCUGGCAGGAAUCAGAGCCAACAUGAGGUCAGGCAGAGCUACUGGUGCGAAAUUACAGGUUCCCCGGAAGUCGUGUUCGAAGAGUGACUCUGGAGACUCGUCAUCUGUCCCUUUGACUGCUGGACGCAGUGACGCGUCGAGGUCAAGGCAAAAGAAAUCCCAGAGCGAUGACCAGGAAACAAGAAAACAGGUCGUUCUCAUGCUGAUGGUCGUGGUGCUCGUCUUCUUCGUGUGCUGGACUCCCAUCAUCAUCAACAACGUGCUCACGGCGUUCGGCGUCAUCGAGCCCCUGCACCACGGCUGGCUGCGCUACAUGCGGCUCGCCUUCUUCCUGCUGUCCUAUAUGAACAGCUGUGUGAACCCGAUCGUGUACGCCUUCAUGUCCAAGAACUUCAGACAGACGUUCAAGUUCGCCGUCUGCGCCUGCAUCAAGGGCAAGGCCUUCGUGCGCAUGUAUCGAUUCAGCAGAUCGUUCAACAGCACCCGCACGUCCGUGCUGCACACGAACGGAAGUGUCGUCUAUCCGAAUGAGCGGGAAAACAACAGUUCCGACGUGUUCAGGCCCAUCAUGACUGUAGCAGACGAGGAGGUGGAACUUCAGAAAAUGACUUCAGAGAAGUCGAGAAUGGUCUAAACUAUUGUCUGUGCAAAACAUAAAGAAAAUCUAUUACGCAUGGGUUUUCUUUCUGAAUUUCAACGGGUGAACAUAUUUUCUGAAUGUCCGACGGUGAAAAUAUAGAGUACGACUGCAGAUGAGGAAGUUGGACUUCACAAAAUGACACGACUGAGAAUGGUCUAAUCUCUUGUCAUUGCAGUUAAAUAAACGUACUAGUAUCAGUUACACGUGGGUUUGAUUCUGAUUUUCAACAGACGAACACAUAGUAAAUCAUUGGUUGAGUGUGACUGCAGAAAAGGAAGUUGAACUUAAAAAAGUGAGAUAGUCCAGAAUGGUCUAAAGUCUUGACUCAUAAAUAUACCAUAUCCAUUACACAUGGGUUGUUUUCCUGAGUUUCAGCAAGUGAACACAUAGUGUUCUGAAUGUCGACAGGUGAACAUACUGUGGAAGUAAAUCACUGGCUGAGUACCUCUGCAGAUGAUGAGGUUGACCUUCAGUGCAACAAAUAAACGAUAUUUGUUACAGGUGAAUUGUUUUCAAAAUUCUAGCAGGUAAAAAUAUAUUACAAUAGUAAAUCUCUAGCUGAGAACAGCUACAGACGAGGAGGUUGAAGUUCAGAAAAUGACACACGUCGAGAAACGUUUUGUGUAAUGAACAUACAUCUAUUACACGUCGGUUUGUUUUUCUGAAUUCCAGCAAGUGAACAUAUUGUUUCCUGAAUGUCUCUAGGCGAACAUAUUACGGGAAGCAAAUCAUUGGUUAUUACAUAAGCGAUACGUGUAAAGAUCGAGGAUAAUAAUGUCUGUAAAUAAUGUUGUAAAUGAGUUUUGCGUGUUUUAAUGUACAAGAUGACACAGUUUUACGGACAUGAAGUCGAAUGCUUAUUUCAUGAGAGAUGGCAAGUUCCUAGAAGAAUAGAUACGCAUUUGAAAACAGAAUGUAACCAUUCGGAUUAACAAGAGGCCUUGCAAAGAGAGCUGAGUGGGUGGGUAGCCGCUGGAAGGGCGUCAACUUCCACAUCAUCAGAAACCGAAAAUUAACAUUAGAUUGUCAUUAUUUUAAUAUUUUCAUAAUACAAGCUACAUAGAGCAUAUUUUAGGUAUGUAUUUUAUUGCCUAUCCAUCGAAUUCUAGUAACCCCCGCACUCUCAUGGGACCGGGGAUGACGAGUUCGAUGAACAUUUUACUUCUAUAUUGGUAUAUGUAAGAUAUUAUGUUGUACCGUAUAAACAUGCAUCGUAUUUAACUUCGGCGCCAUUACAUGUAGCAUUAAAGUUAUAUAAUGGGCAAAGGGAAAUAUAUGACAUGUCCUUAAAAUAUUAAAUAAAUUGGUUAAAGUACGACUGUCUUUAGAAAGGUAUCUGAUCUUUAAAUGUAUUCGGUAUGAAUUUACAAACGACAAAAUGUAACAAUGUUGAAUCGGUAAUGAAACGAUGUAAAUACAUGAAGCCAAGUUAAUUAAUGGGAACAGACACGGCCGUGUCAAAAUAUCCCUUUAACUCUGUCUUAUGCAGAUACGAUUUUGAACAAAACUGUUUUGUCGUUCAUAUUAAAGAAUAUUAAAGAGACAGUUACUAUUAUAUUUACAAACAAUAUAUGAUACAUCAUAUGCCUCGACCUUGACAUAAAAAACAAAAAAAUGAAUUAUGAUGACUCUCCCGAAGAUGAAAAUUGGUUAAACCAAAUCUCGGUAAAUAUCUAGAAUGUUUCAAAACCUGCAGUCAAAUGACCUGUAGUACAGUGCAUUUUUUUUCCAUUUUCCACUUAUAUGUAAGAACCAUGCAAAUGCAUAUUCCAUUCAAAACAUUAUUGGUCACCACAUUACCAAAAGCUAAGCUUAAGUAACUUUUGAUGUUGAUGUAUACAUAUAUAAUAUAUCAAGUUUAUUCAUCGUAAAUAUUUUUAUGCAUACUUUUGUAAAACCACUAAUACUCUAAGGUCUUUGAGUUAAACUGGUGACCUUUGACCUGGAUAUAGACGAAACCAGUCUAAAUAUUUGUAUUGGUUUUUUAGGGUUAUUUAUUUUAAUUAAUUAAUUUAUUUAUUUAUUUAUUUUGCUAAAUUACAUUAAUUCUUGCGGGCAAAAGCUGCUGCCCAUUUAUAUUUAACUUUUAUAAUGUUACAAAAGUUGAUUUGAAAUGCACUUGCACUGGUGAGUUCUAAGCUUAAAUUUCAUCUGGGAGAACAUAUCUUCGAAUCUCGUAAGGCAUUUUCGGGAGACGUGUUUUAUUAUUUUAUGUUUAGUUAGUCUGCAUAUUUCCCUAUGCAUAAAUGGUUUGAAUAAACUUCAUUUUGUGAUUGAAGUGUAAACAAUGGUUCAAAUAAAGUUCAUUUUGUAUUUGAAGUGUAAACAAUGGUUUAAAUACAUUUUAUGGUUGAAAUGUAACAAAAACAUUUGCCUUUCAUAUGAUCAAUUCUGGAAUAAUCAUAACUAGUUCGCAGCUUUUCAUCAUCAUUUUCAAUAAUUAUUUAUAAUUACAAGUGUCUCUGACAGGGCAGCCCUUUGACAAAAUCCAUGUAAAAAGAGAAUCUUACAAUUAAAAAUUCCUAGUCUCGUUAUUUUAGUUAUAAUAGUUUUAUAUGAACAGAUGCAGUCCACGGUGAAUGCAUUUAGAACUAAUGUAUUGCUAAUGGAACAUCAUCUUAUGUGAUGUGAGAUAGAAUUAUUAAUGUAUAUAUUAUUUUUCAAAAGUCAUUGCUCAUAUUACCUUUGUGUCAAUUUUCACCAAUCCAUAACGUCAGAAAUAUAAUUAAUGACAAUGAUGUAUUAUAUAUAGAUCAUUGCGUUACUGAGUAUAAACAUAUGUAAUAAAAUGGAUUUUAGUCGUU
This is a messenger RNA of Gigantopelta aegis, 4773 nucleotides long. RefSeq names its product QRFP-like peptide receptor. Bases 617 to 1963 code for a protein of 448 amino acids. Gene Ontology annotation, biological process: G protein-coupled receptor signaling pathway. Gene Ontology annotation, molecular function: neuropeptide Y receptor activity. The transcript has 6 exons. Gene Ontology annotation, cellular component: membrane. NCBI's taxonomy places the organism in Eukaryota, Metazoa, Mollusca, Gastropoda, Neomphalida, Peltospiridae. The record is from RefSeq and is a predicted model, not a curated record.